UUUUUAUGAAUGCAACACGGUAAAACUUCGCGAACUUAUAAAAGAUAUCCAAAGUGAUAAAUGGGCAGGUUAUCAAAAGCCUUAUUUUUCACAGAAUCUUAAAGAAGUUCUUCAACUCGAUGAAGAAUAA
This is a messenger RNA of Racocetra fulgida, 130 nucleotides long. The record is from the annotation of a GenBank genome assembly. NCBI's taxonomy places the organism in Eukaryota, Fungi, Glomeromycota, Glomeromycetes, Diversisporales, Gigasporaceae.